AUGUACAACGGAAUAGGGUUACAGAUUCCGAGGGGUUCGGGGACGAAUGGCUACAUCCAGACCAACAAGUUCUCCAUCAAAUCGAGGACCGGGAAGGUCGCCGACUCUUCCCGCGGCUUCGGCACCGGCGCCGUCACCAAGAAGCCCAACAGAGACAUCCUCGAGCAUGAUCGCAAGCGCCAUAUUGAGCUCAAGCUCGUCGUGCUCGAAGAUAAGCUCAUCGAUCAGGGUUUACCGACGCUGAGAUCGCCGAGAAGCUUGACGAGGCUCGGAAGACUCUCGAAGCUGCCGCGGCUUAAGAGGAGCGUGGUGGACCCGGCGCUGUUGUUGUUUCCGAUAAGAAGCAAGGUUUCAGAUACGCAGACCCACCAAAUUGCCGCUAGGAAGGAGAAACAAACGGAAACAUUAAGAGCUGUUCUCGGGCUUGCUGCGCCCGAAUCAGCUGACAAGAAUACUGAUGAUAUCGAAGAUGGACUGAAAAGGACUAUGGGCUUCUAUUUUGUGUGA
Molecule: messenger RNA, 507 nt
Organism: Malus domestica (apple)
Lineage: Eukaryota; Viridiplantae; Streptophyta; Magnoliopsida; Rosales; Rosaceae
Cellular component (GO): nucleus
Source: RefSeq, a predicted model, not a curated record